This is a messenger RNA of Onychostoma macrolepis, 1724 nucleotides long. Its product is annotated as gastrula zinc finger protein XlCGF8.2DB-like. Gene Ontology annotation, cellular component: nucleus. The transcript has 2 exons. Lineage: Eukaryota; Metazoa; Chordata; Actinopteri; Cypriniformes; Cyprinidae. Bases 211 to 1356 code for a protein of 381 amino acids. Gene Ontology annotation, molecular function: DNA-binding transcription factor activity, RNA polymerase II-specific; RNA polymerase II transcription regulatory region sequence-specific DNA binding. The record is from RefSeq and is a predicted model, not a curated record. Gene Ontology annotation, biological process: regulation of transcription by RNA polymerase II.
GCAUUAAACCUCGGAGGAAGAAGUUCAGUUUCACCGCGCUCUCUGUUGUUAUCUCGUGAUGCUGCCUUAAUACACAAACUGGUAGAAAUGCACUUUCUGUAAAUAUAAAAAUACAGCUUUUAAUCAGGUCAGUAAACACCAGUUAUUCUCCUCCUCAUAGUCGUGGAUUUGAAGCAAGCAGGAAUAUCUGGAGGAGUAUCAUCUGUGAAGAUGGUGUUUGUUAAAGAGGAGAGUGAACCAGAGCCCUGGGAAAUAAAACACGAGGAACCAGGAGGCCUGAUGAAAGUGAAAGAAGAAAGACAAGAACUGAAUGAGGUGGAGGAGAAACAUCAGUGUCAGAAAGAUCAUGAUGACAAUGGAGAAAAAUCAGUGAGUUGCAGCAUUCAAAUAACAGAAGUCCAAAGGCCUUUCAGCUGCUCUCAGUGUGGAAAGAGUUUCAAUCAUAAAAGAAGCCUUAUGAAACACAUGAGAAUUCAUAGUGGGGAAAAGCCUUUCAGCUGCUCUCAGUGCGGUAACACUUUCACGUCUAAUGUAAACCUUAAGAAUCACAUGUUAAUUCAUGCUGGAAUAAAGCCUUUUACCUGCUCUCAGUGUGGAAAGGGUUUUACACAGAAAAGGCAACUUAAGGAUCAUUUGGUAACACACACUUCAGAAAAACCUUUCAGCUGCUCUCAGUGUGGAAGCACUUUCACACGUAAAACAAACCUCAAGAAGCACAUGGUAAUUCAUACUGGGAUAAAGUCUUUUACCUGCUCUCAGUGUGGAAAGAGUUUUGCACAGAAAGGACACCUAAAGGAUCAUUUGGUAACUCACUCUUCAGAAAAGCCUUUCACCUGCUCUCAGUGUGGAAAGUCUUUCACACGUAAAGGAUACCUUAAGACUCACAUGUUAAUGCAUGCUGGAAUAAAGCCUUUUACCUGCUCUCAGUGCGGAAAGCAUUUUACACAGAACAGGCAACUUAAGGAUCAUUUGGUAAUUCACAAUUCAGAAAAGCCUUUCAGCUGCCUUCAAUGCAGGAAGUCGUUCACACGUAAAACAAACCUCAAGAAACACAUGGUAAUUCAUACUGGGAUAAAGUCUUUUACCUGCUCUCAGUGUGGAAGGAGGUUUGCACAGAAAGGACACCUUAAGGAUCAUUUGGUAACUCACUCUUCAGAAAAGCCUUUUGUCUGCUCUCAGUGUGGAAAGUCUUUCACACGCAAAGGAUACCUUGAGACUCACAUGUUAAUUCAUGCCGGAAUAAAGCCUUUUACCUGCUCUCAGUGUGGAAAGAGUUUCGUAUGUAAAAGAAUCCUGAAGAAGCACAUGUCAAGUCAUGCUGGGAUGAAGCCUUUCAUCUGCUCUCAGUAUGAAUAGUUUAACCUGUAAAUGAGGAUUUAAUAUAUAUGUAUAAUUUUAUUUUAUUUUUUUCAUUGUCUUCACAUGCAAAAUGAUCUCAAAUCUGUCAAACAUACUUGUAUAUUCAAAUAUUUACCAAUGUUCACCAAGAUGACGGAAACUUGUGGCAAUUUUCUGUUCACUAUAUAUAUCCAUUCAUGAAAGAAAUGUGUAAAAUAGACAUGCAAAUGUGAAUUUUCUGUUUACAUGUAACACACUGUUAGACAAAUAAAUGUACUGUGUAUAUUCAAAUGUGCAGAUUCUAUCUCUGUGUAUUAUAAUAUUGACUUUUCCCAGUGAAGUUUUACCUACUGUUGAAAUCAACCAGCAAACACACCCAUGUGGGG